AUAGGCACGUGCGUCUUCUCACCCCGCCCCAGAAGGAGAAAAGCUCAGCAACUUUAAUAAUGACUCUUUAGAAACAGCAACUUGUUUACUAAAGAGAGAGAGAGAGAAUUAAAAACAUCCUCAGAAGAGGAAGCGUUCUCUGGAAGCUCAGUCUGAUUGUCCCAUGACAGAGAAGUCUCUGUUUGAAACUAAACCGAGUCCUUGUGUAUUCAACCAGCAAGGAGAGAUCUAGCAGUACAAUGGAGGAGGUCCCAUCACAGUAGGGGCCAGAAGGAUGCCAGCAACAAAUAUUCCAUCCUGUCUUUUUUGUGAGGGAUCAGAACCAGAUCAGGGUCCAGUGACUUUUGAGGAGGUGGCUGUAUAUUUUACUUGGGAGGAGUGGACAUUGCUGGAUCCUGACCAGAGGGCCUUGCACAGGGAAGUCAUGGAGGAGAACUGGCAAACUGUAUCCUCUCUCAAAAAUAUUUGGAGGGAGAAAAGUAUAUGUCCCCAAUGUGGAAAGAGCUUUACACACAAAGUAGAGCUUGACGGACACCAGAGAGCCCACACAGAAGAAGAGAGCCGUAUCCAAGAGAAGGCCUACAAAUGCAUUACUGAGACGGACGACACGCUUGCGGCAAUUGCAAGCCAGAUGUGGAGAGACACAAACUUUCCCCUCCUCCCCAUGAGUAUUCCAAGGAAGUCUAUUGUAGCAUUUGGCUUUACUGACGUCAAAAAGAAAACGGAGAAACUGCGCACCGCAAAGUGCCGGUUCUGUGGCGUCCUAAUAACUGAUGGCAUGUCUACCACAUCGAACUUUCUGCGGCACAUUAAGACCCAUUCUGGGAAGCAUGAAGAAUUUAAGCGGUAUCAACAGGAAGUUGGUAGAGAUGGGGCUGCCUCUUCCAGACCGGCCAGGUUUUCAGACUGCCAGUGUGCAAGUCCUGUGGCUCCUUCUGCACCCCUCGUGGAAAAUGCCUCAAGGGGUUACGGACAGAACCACCCCAAACAAAAGAGGAUCGUGCGGUCCAUUGUGAACGAUUUAAUCAUCGGAUGCUCUCUGCCACUCUCUUUGGUCGAGAGACCACAGUUUCGCCGGUUCUGCGCAGUGUUAGACCCGGGUUCUCGAGCCGUGACAAGGGCCGCCGUAACCAUGGAAAUCGACAGACUGUAUGCCAAAGUGAAAGAAGAAGUGAUGGCGCUUCUCACCAAGGCAGAUGAUCUGGCAAUUACGUUAGACAUCUGGUCCAGCCGAAGAAUGCGAGGCUUCCUUGGAGUCACAGCACAUGCCAUCCUCGAUUCCGAACUGAAAACGCGACUCUUAGCGUGUCACAGAUUUCUAGGGCGACACACCCACGAGAACAUCUUUGCCGUGUUUGAAAACAUCUGUGCCUCUUUCAAUGUGAAAGAGAAAAUCCGCUAUGUAGUGACGGACAAAGCAGGUGACAUGAUCACGGCCUUUGCCAGUCAGUUUCCCUCUGCGGACGAAUCACCUGCAACCCAGCACCAAGAGCUGGCAGAAGAAGACAAGAGUUGUGAGUUAGAGGGAGGAGGCAGCACGACAGUGGAGAACUUGGAAUACUGGGAGGAUGUGGACGAAGAUGUGGUUGUUACCCUUGUGCAGCAGGCUGCUUCUUCAGCAGGAACCCGGCAGCCUUUGAAGAGGCUGGCCUGCUUCGCACACGCCCUGCAGUUAUGUGUGAGUGAUGGCUUAAAAGAAGCCAAAAGGAGCACAGCCCUAGCCAAGGUCUUCGGAACCUGUAGUUUGCUGCACACAAGCGCUGUAUUCAAAGAUGCAUUUGAAAGAAGAUUCGGGCCCAAUUUCACCAUUCCAGAAUUCGUCAGCACUAGAUGGAGCAGUACCUUGCACCUCAUCAAUGCAUUCCUUGAACUUGAUGAGGAACAGAUGAGGAAGGCGCUGGAUGAUGGGAACCAGACAAACUUGAAACUUUCCGUCACGGAGUAUUGCCAGCUCAAGGAAUUGAGCCAAAUUCUCCAGCCCUUUCUAGAAGCCACAAUGGUAGUGCAAAGUGACAAGGGGGUGACCAUUUCAGUGGUUGUGCCGUCAGUUGUUGGGCUGUAUCACCACUUGCAACAUCUGCAACCUAUAUAUCUGGAGAGUAUGGUUGUAGCGUUGAGGAACAGCCUGGAGACCAGAUUCACUGGCAUUUUGGUGAUCGCUGGUUUGUUGCCGCCUGUGCCACAGAGCGAGGGUCAGAGGCCUCUGGGCUUCCACGAUUACAUCUACUUCAUUGCUGCUGUGCUGGACCCAAAUUUCCACUUUUGGUGGCUCCAGAAAGUCAGCGACAACGAAGAGGAAACCGCUGAGCUGAAAGAAAAGGUAUUAAGUGAACUUCAGCAGUUCUGCUGCACAUUGGAAAAAAAUCAACCCGGCCUGUUGUCGUCACCCUAUCAGUCUUCCCGCACAGAAGCGGUCUCAGGCGCUCCACAGAAGAAGAAAGCCUGUAUGUCGACUUCUCUGUUUGCAUAUAUUAAGCCGAGUACCGGAACAAGCUCAGCCUCGGACUUGGAGCAAAUGGACUUUGGCGCUGAGAUGCGUUCUUAUAGUUCCCUAGUCACUCAAAGCAGUGAGUGUAGCCCAGUGAAUGUGUUGAGGUUUUGGGGGAGGCAUUGCAAAGAGCUGAGAUUACUCAGCGCUGCUGCGCUGAGUGUGUUUCUCAUUCCGGCAAGCUCAGCACCAGUGGAGCGGGUCUUCGGUGAGGGUGGAAUUGUGAUGAGACCUCUCUGUGGCAGACUGGGGGCCGAUCACGUAGAGAAAAUUGUGUUCCUUAAAUGCAAUCUUGAUAAGUUUGAAUAAUUGCAGCAGGUUAAUUUGUGUGUAAUGUCUAGAGUUUUAGUGUCCCAGCCCUGGGCUGAGGGAUCAAUCUUACCAUGUCGUACUGAGAAAAGUACUUUUUAAAUCUGAUACACAGUUUUGAUAUACUGUAGUUGAGUAAGAGCACAGCUUUUGUGUAAAUCAAUGGCUUGGAUUUUGAUACUAGUAUGCUUUUCAAAGCAAGUUUGUGGUGACAAUCAGAUGCUCAGGGGAAAGGCAGAUGGGACCAGACGUGGGUGGUUCACAAGCUUCAGACCUCCCCACAUACACACCCUCGCAUUUUACAGGGGGAAAAUAAGGAUUUCAGACUUGGACUUGGUACUAAAGACUCAGACUUGGAUUUGUGACUCGGACCCAAAGGCUUACAUUCCUGGAAACAAGUGCUUUGUAAGCAAAUUACCCGGGAAAUAUUUAGAUGGUGAGUUAUGCCUUGUGAGUCUUUUAAAGUGCCUGCACAGGAUCAAAAAGAUACAAAUGCCAGCAAUGUAGGAAAUCUUUUACUAGCAAUUAAAACAUUCUCAUUCCUCAGAGAGUUCACACAGGAGAGAAACUGUACAAAUGCCAGGAGUGUGGGAAAUGUUUUAGCUUCAGUUCACUGCUUGUGAAGAAAGUCGACACAGCAGAAAAAAUGAGCAGUUUUUCUCUCUCUUCCUACUAGGUGGUUUUGAAAACAGAUUUGGCCAUUUGCAGCCCACCCCUCCCACCCAUCAUAUGAUUCCUGACACUGUUUUAAAUCAUGGUCUUAAAGGAAAAUAUAUGCUCAUCAGCUUUAUACAGGCAAUUUAUCAAUUGCAUUUCCUUGAAUUUUUCUCAUUAUGCAGAAGGUUCAUUGCCAAUAAUACUUCAAAUUGCCUCAGACAGGUUCCAGAGAGUCCAAGACUGCCAUACUCUGUGUCUAGUACUUGUGUCAUUAAACUAAAUU
Molecule: messenger RNA, 3737 nt
Organism: Pogona vitticeps (central bearded dragon)
Lineage: Eukaryota; Metazoa; Chordata; Lepidosauria; Squamata; Agamidae
Product: zinc finger BED domain-containing protein 4
Biological process (GO): regulation of DNA-templated transcription
Molecular function (GO): protein dimerization activity
Source: RefSeq, a predicted model, not a curated record